Helianthus annuus (common sunflower) is the source of this 2312-nucleotide messenger RNA. Its product is annotated as transcription initiation factor TFIID subunit 5. Gene Ontology annotation, molecular function: protein binding; RNA polymerase II general transcription initiation factor activity. The transcript has 20 exons. Gene Ontology annotation, cellular component: transcription factor TFIID complex. The coding region runs from base 136 to 2145 and encodes 669 amino acids. NCBI's taxonomy places the organism in Eukaryota, Viridiplantae, Streptophyta, Magnoliopsida, Asterales, Asteraceae. Gene Ontology annotation, biological process: transcription initiation at RNA polymerase II promoter. The record is from RefSeq and is a predicted model, not a curated record.
AAGGGUGAAGACGAUUUGCAAUCGGCUCCUUCCCUCUUCUUCAGUCGAACAAGUUUGGGAGGGCGUUUCGUGUUCAGAAGGAGGCUCUCAUUGAAAUUAAACGAACUCGGUUAAAGAAACAUAAAGAAGACACAGAUGGAAGAGGAGUUAGAUAAAGCCGUAUUUCUGUAUUUGAAGAAAAAGGGAUUUACACAAACUGAGCAGAUUUUUCAACAAGAACAGCAGAACAAGAACAACAAGAAUGCUACCGAUGCUUCCAUGUCAGACACCGAUCUUGCUAAACAAAUCCUCACAUUGUCUCAGUCCGAAAAUAUCCCUGCAAUGUACCAUGAUGGAUACAGCAAGCUGAGAUCUUGGACUUAUAGCUCGCUAGAUCUGUACAAGCAUGAGUUGCUUCGUGUUCUGUAUCCCGUAUUUAUCCAUUGUUUCAUGGAUCUCAUAGCAAAAGGUCAUCUUCAAGAAGCACGAGCAUUUUUCAGUAGCUUCCGUGAGGAUCAUGAGAUGAUGCAUUCACGUGAUCUCAAAAAACUAGAAGGUGUCCUUUCUCCGUCGCAUUUGGAGGAGAUGGAGUUUGCUCAUUCUCUAAGGCAGAGCAAAGUGAAUAUAAAGAUAUGCCAGUAUUCUUAUGAGCUUCUUCUGCAAUAUCUACACAAGACACAAUCGAUUACAAUGCUUGGUAUUAUCAAUGAACAUAUUGAUUUCCAAGUAUCUCCUGGACAGCCUAACUCGAUUUCUGAUGAUGCUGAAGCCUUUUCAAUUGUUGGAAGUGGUCAAGAUGCUGCUAACCUAAUAAAUCAGAAAGAAAUACACUGGGGGUUGCUUGAAGAUUCAUUAGAAGAUCGGCUUGAGAAGGCAGGGGGUUUGCUCUCAGAUUCAGAGAAGACAGAAGGAGAUGCUAAAGAAGGGGAGUUGGAUGAGAGUAAGAAAAAAACAGCAGAGGGUGGAAAGCAAGGCGGGCCCCUCAAGAAGUUAAAGAAGGACAAGGUUGGUGGUGCAGCAGGAAAAGGUGCUAGAGGGGAGGGCGACAAAGCAGCUGCUGCUCCCCGUGUUAAACCGGAGCUUACGUUGCCACCAAUACCAACAGACGUUGAAAAUUCCAUACUUGAAGACCUUCGUAACCGUGUACAAUUGAGCAAUUCAACACUUCCAUCAGUUUGUUUCUACACAUUCGUUAACACCCAUAAUGGACUAAAUUGUUCAUCAAUAUCCCAUGAUGGAUCGUUGGUUGCCGGUGGAUUCUCUGAUUCAUCACUCAAGGUCUGGGAUGUUGCGAAACUUGGGCGUAUGGGCAGUUCUGUUACUCUGGGUGAAAAUGAUUCGGGUCUGAAUGAAAACACACUUGGAUCAAAUGGUGGAAAAAGAGCGUACACUUUGUAUCAGGGUCAUUCUGGACCCGUUUAUUCAGCUUCAUUUAGUCCUUGGGGGGAUUUUCUUCUAUCAUCUUCAUCAGAUUCAACAAUACGAUUGUGGAGCACGAAAUUCAAUGCAAACAUUGUCUGCUACAAGGGUCACAAUUACCCUGUGUGGGAUGUUCAGUUUAGUCCAUAUGGACAUUAUUUUGCGAGUGCAUCUCAUGACAGAACAGCAAGGGUUUGGUCGAUGGAUAGAGUACAACCUUUAAGGAUACUGGCAGGACAUUUAUCUGAUGUUGAUUGUGUACAAUGGCACGUGAACUGCAAUUACCUAGCGACGGGAUCCAGCGACAAAACAAUUCGCAUGUGGGACGUUUCGUCUGGAAAUUGCAUGAGGAUUUUCAUUGGUCAUAGGAGUUCAGUCUUAUGUUUGGCAAUGUCACCGGACGGUAGAUACUUAGCGUCUGGCGAUGAAGACGGUACUAUAAUGAUGUGGGAUGUUUCUAACGGUCGUUGUAUCACUCCUCUUGUGGGCCAUACGUCCUGUGUUUGGUCCCUUGCUUUCAGCUGUGAGGGAUCGCUUCUUGCAUCUGGUUCGGCUGAUUCAACUGUCAAAUUGUGGGACGUUAACACAAGUGUAAAACCGCCAAGAUCUGAAGAAAGUAAAAAUGGAAAUACAAACAGGCUCAGAUCGCUGAAGACUCUGCCCACCAAAUCUACUCCAGUUUAUUCUCUAAGGUUUUCGCGAAGGAAUCUUCUAUUUGCUGCUGGGGCUCUUUCAACAAAUCUGUAAAAUGGCAUUACAACAUAUUGUUAGUAUCCUCCUAGUUGUUCUUUAUAGUAUUUCUUUCUUAUGUUGCUGCAACUACUAUAGAUUUCUAUUUUUCCUGUUGCAAGUUGCAAAGCUCUUAUUAUUAAAUGUUUUUGGGUACUUGACGUAGUUAUUGAAUUUAAGCUUUA